UACACAGUAGCUGAGGAACAAAUUUUCUGAUUCUGUGGAAACGAGAGAGAGGAGAGAAUGGCGAAGGAAGAGAGUGUAAUGGGUUAUAGUAGCAGCAGUAAUGCCAAGAGAGCUCGAUUACAAUCAACGCUUUCUGCUCUUCUUGAUGAUCCAAUACUUUCCGAUGUGCCCAGGAAACCUAAUCUCACUGACGUUGACACUCUGAUCAACUUAGAAUUAGGCAGUGCUAUGAGAAUCUCCAUUGUUAAAAUGGAUGGAACUUCCUUUGAGGUGGCGGUGUUGAAUUCAGCUACACUAAAGGAAUUGAAGUUAGCAAUCAAGAAGAAAACAAAUGAAAUUGAACAAUCAAAAAUGGGUCAUCGUCAUAUAUCAUGGAGGCAUGUUUGGGAGAACUUCUGUCUUUCGUACCAUAAUGAGAAGCUAAUAGAAGACAAGUCUGUGCUUCAAGACUUCGGCAUACGUAACAAUUCUCAGGUGCAUUUUGCUCCUUAUGUAAAGUCAAAGGUCUCGCAGGGAAGACAUUCACGAAGGAGAAAACAUCGAUUCUUUCAUGGUCUUAGCAAGCGGUUAUGAGUCUGGAAACCAAUUGGUAACUCAUACUCUCCCAGUUGCACUAAUUAAUUAGAUUUGAGUUAAAUGACAGUUGAUAUUGCCUUUGAAUGCUGCCAAAGAUGCGAAGAAUGAUAAUCUCUAGAUCUCUUAUUGAAAUCAUCGUAUGAGUUGGAUUGUGCAUGAGGAAUUAGUGUAACUGAUCAAACUAUUUGCUAGUUUAUUAGGGUUCAUAAUUUGGAUUGUGAACCUAAUGGAGAUGAUGAGACAUUUGAGCAGUUUCUGGGUAGGACUCUAUUGGCUUUAACAAACCUAAUGAGAAGCUGUGAGAGUCUUUUUCUUUUUCUUUUUUUGAUUAAGUUAGGACUGCUGUAUAAAACGGAUGUAUAAUAUAUGUCGAUGGGUUCCAGAUAAAAAAAAUACACUUGCAUAUAUAGAUGAAUUAACGUUUAUUUACA
Molecule: messenger RNA, 1007 nt
Organism: Papaver somniferum (opium poppy)
Lineage: Eukaryota; Viridiplantae; Streptophyta; Magnoliopsida; Ranunculales; Papaveraceae
Product: U11/U12 small nuclear ribonucleoprotein 25 kDa protein-like
Exons: 4
Coding region: 58-573 (171 amino acids)
Biological process (GO): mRNA splicing, via spliceosome
Cellular component (GO): U12-type spliceosomal complex
Molecular function (GO): protein binding
Source: RefSeq, a predicted model, not a curated record